Molecule: messenger RNA, 1410 nt
Organism: Acytostelium subglobosum LB1
Lineage: Eukaryota; Evosea; Eumycetozoa; Acytosteliales; Acytosteliaceae
Exons: 3
Coding region: 1-1410 (469 amino acids)
Source: RefSeq, a predicted model, not a curated record
AUGACUUUCGUUUUGGAGGUGACUUCAAAUCUAGUAACUGCCCCGACCUCAGGUACCAAACCAGUGAUCUUUGCUUCUACAAAUUUCCCAAAUGAGAACCAUUGGUAUGUGGCGGCCACCUCUGAUGAACCUCUAACAUCGUUGACCCAGACUUGGGAAAUUGACGGAGGAUGCUAUGGAGAAGCUGGUCGCAUCUACAUUGUCGCUUGUCUUCCAAGAGAGGGUGUCGAGUUCACCCAGGGCCAACAAAUGCGUGGACCUCCUUUCGAUGGAUACUGUCUUGCCCUUGGAAGUUAUUGUGGUGGAACUUGCUCCUCCUUGGUCAAGACACCACCUUACUGCCUAAGCAACAACGUGAUCAACAACACCCUCUUGCUCUCGUCAAACAGUAUCCCCUGCUCCAACUCUGAAGACUCUGAAUCUUCAUGCACUGAUGUAGUCCAGGAUUCAAACACGUUGUCCAGUGGCGCCGCCUCCAUUACUUUCUUAUACCUAUCCUUUAUGAGUUUAAUCUCUUUCAUGGUCCAACAUUUCUCGCCAUUUGGAGCAGCCCUUCAAAGGUUCAUGGCUCUCUGGCACCCCAAUGUGACGGAAGAAGUCAUUCCUUUGAAUCGACCUCCAUUACCGAAGUGGAAAGGAAGGAAGAGACUUUGCAAUUAUGCUGCAGUGUCAGUGUUGUGCUCUGAAGGACCAUUCCACUUCUUCCGGAACAUCUUUGGAGUGGCACAUUCCUUCUCUGUGGUAGGGAUGCUCAACUUCCAAGGCUUUGUCAGACAGUUCUAUCAUCUCAUGAGCAAUCCUCGUUUGGACACCCGCAGCCUCUGGAAAUUACUUUGCAAUGUCCCAUUCAGUCCAACUGAUAAAGAAAUGGAAGACAUUCUUCCUUCAAACAUCAAUGAUACCAUCGGCAACCUCAUCGAUCAAUGGAACGUCAAAAAUCCUCCAAAUAACAAUUUCAACGUCAAUGGAGCAGAUGAUAAUGGAUACAACUUUUUCGAAGUGGAUACUAUUACAAACUCUACUCUAUGGAAGAACGCGGCUGGUCUCCAUGCAGUUGCCCAACACCAUAAACAACUAUCGAAUGCCUACUUGGCCAUCUUUGACGCCCGUCAUAUGGUAGGUCCAAAGUUCUGGAGAGCCACAGUUCCAGAGUUUGGAAAAAAACAUUCCUCUACCCUUCGAUUUGUUCAAGUUAUGCAGUACUUUCCAAUGGUCAAUGCCGAGAGUGACACUUUCGAUCGAAACAACUUCAACAACUACCUCUACAUGAAUCCAAUGAGAGACCAAAUUGGAACAGUCACAAGCUGUGGUACCAAUGCCUUAUGGCGCCUCGAUGGAGACUUUGAGCUCAAGAAACUAACUUUCAUUGAGGAUACCGAGUCAAGCCAUUGGUUCCCAAAAGAAUGGUGA